Messenger RNA from Myripristis murdjan (pinecone soldierfish), 7058 nucleotides. RefSeq names its product Rho guanine nucleotide exchange factor (GEF) 5 (gene arhgef5). Gene Ontology annotation, biological process: activation of GTPase activity; intracellular signal transduction. Lineage: Eukaryota; Metazoa; Chordata; Actinopteri; Holocentriformes; Holocentridae. Bases 584 to 6370 code for a protein of 1928 amino acids. The record is from RefSeq and is a predicted model, not a curated record. Gene Ontology annotation, cellular component: nucleus; cytoplasm. Gene Ontology annotation, molecular function: guanyl-nucleotide exchange factor activity; protein binding. The transcript is spliced from 15 exons.
CAGCUCUAAGACAGACAUUCAGGAAUUGCACUUCCUGUGUUUGGUGAGAGAAGAAUGGAGCAGGGGAGAAGGGGAGAGUUGCCUGCUUUUAUCCGGAGGUCAACACAGACGAUCAUGUUGGCAGUAGAGGGGAGGGGACAGGAUUGAUUUGUGGUCAGACUCGAAAGCCUUUUGGUGGAUUUGCAGGAGAUCUGCCUGUUCAGUGAGAGAAGACAGAGAGAAGGAGAGGAGGGGGAAGAUAAGUGUCAAUCUGUUGAGACUUGUUUGGGAAUUUGAGGAGGGAGGGGAGGUGGGGGAGAAACAUAGAGAGAGAGGCAGAAAGAGGGAAAAGCAAGGAGUGCUCAGGCGUAAACAUAAGGCUUUUCCAAAGAGCAGACUGAGUUUAUAGUAUCACGAAGAAGAGAGAGAGAGAGUUCAGAGUGAAUAAGAAAGAAGAAUAUUUUUUUCAAGGCACCUAGACAAUGUGAACGCAGGGAAUGAAUUCUUGUCUGUUGUGCAAUCCCAUGCUUUUGAGCUGAGCUGGACAGCGGGGAGAUCAGAUCUCCCCAGAAUACUACAUUCAGGUUCUGAAAAUUAUGGUACGAUGGGGACCAAAAGGCAAAACUGGACCCUCUUUGACACUUUAUCCAAUCCAAACACUGCUGACCGCAAACAUCAGCCAGGUGGACAGCUCUCUCGGGACCCCAGCCCAAGACCAGGGACCACUGCCCAGUCAGAGCGAGAGAGAGAAAGGAGCCAAGAGGAGGACUGGAGGAGAGAAAGAGAAAUGGAGAGAAUGAGGGAAAAAGCAAGAUACAAAGGGAAAGAUAUGGACCCACGAGAGAGAUACUCUGAGAGAGACCGGCCUCCUGCACCCAGACCCAGAGAGGCGGAAAGAGAAUCGAGGCAAGAUGACAAGAGAAACAAAAAUGGAAGGCCGCUGUCAAAUUUAGAGAAGGAGACCGAGAGAGAAAUAGAAAGGGAGAGAAAGAAAGGUGAUACGUUUCCCAGAAUGAGAAGAGGCAGCAAGGAGAGAGACAGAAGAAUGACUGCAUGUACCGAGACAGAGGAGGGAAGAGGAGGAAGAAGGCAGAUCGAUUGGCAAAAAGCGAUAGAGAUUGAUGACUUUGAGAGAGAGCGAGAGAGAGCAUGGAGGAGAGAGAGGCAGCGAGAUAGAGAGACAUACAUGCAAGACUCAGGAAGGAAGGCAAGGAGGGAGAGAGAAAAUAAUAGAGGGAGACCCAUGGAAGAUGGGACAGCACGGCAAAGCGAAAGACCCAGGGAAUCUGAUCCUGGUUUACGUGAUAGGAGGAGAGAGAGGGAUGUAGAGGUCAGUGACCUGUGGGACAGAAGAGAACGGGACGCAGCUAGAGAGAGAGAGAGGCCAAGAACAAACUUGGGAGAUAGGGAGGCCAGGGUGCCUUCUCCUCGCAGGAGAAGAGAGCUCUACGCAGACAGAGACAACAGGGAAAAGGCAGAGAGGAGGGAAAGAAACAGGGACACCAAGAGUGAGGGAGACACUGAUGAGACAGAAAUGAGGAGGAGGAGAGUGAGGGACAGAGAGAGAGAGGAGUUGAUGUACCAACACAGCAGAAGUGAGGGGGACAACAAGGGAAGCACCACACGAGAGAGAGAGCGAGAAAGGCAGAGGCACAGUGAGGAGGAUAGGCAGAGAUACAGAGAGCGGGAUCGAGGGAGAGAAUCAGAUGCAUCCAGAAGACAAGAUCACAGCAGAGAGAGGAGAGCCGAGAAAGAUAGAGAGAGGGACAGAAGAAAAGACAGGGAGGGGGAGAGAUGGAGGGAUAAUAUGAGAGACAUGAGGGGCUGCAGACAAAAUGACAGAGGGUGGCCAGGUGACAGGAGAGAGGGAGACCGAUACAGAGAGAGGGAGGAUAACGAGAGGAGAAGCAGAGAAAGAAUGGAAAGAGAGACCGAUCCUAGGUGGGACGAUGCAGCAGGCAGAGGUAGCCGAUCACAGAGAGAGCCGGCCCCCAGGCCUCCUCCGCGAGCCCAGAGCAGUGGAGAGUGGAGUAGCGGUAUGGACAGUGACAGAGGAUAUAGGAUGGGAAGAGACAGUUAUGAAGAGAGAGAAUCCGGGAGAGAGAGCAUGCCAGAAAGCGAAAGAGAUGUAGAAGACGAAAAGAGUGGCAGGGGAGCUGCUGAAAGAAGCCGGACGGAGCAAAAAAGAAGUGAGAAACCAGACAGAGAUAGAGAGGAGAGGAUGAGUGGAGCGUCAGCACAGAGAAGGAUGUGGUUAGAGCCACAGAGGGGAAAAAAUAGCAAAGAGUCGUCCUUAGAAGAUGAAUUCAUAGAAAUGGAGAAACAUACGAGGCGGAAAGAGAGGAAAAGAGGAGGAGAAGAGAGAAAGACGGAGUCACAGACAUACAGGGGGAGCCAGGGGCGGGGAGUAAAAGAGGAACAAGAUGAGAGCUACUCGGACCAAAGCAAGUCUAGAGGGAGACAUUGUGAAACUCGGAGGCAUGGAGAUAGAGAGGAGCCUAUGGAGAAAAGAGGAGAAACAGACAGGAGGACAGAGGGUGUAAGUGUAGAUGGAGAGGAGGUGGGUGAGGCCUGGAGAGAGAGAGAUAAGAGAGAAAAGGGACAUCUGUCAGACUGUGAUGCAGGGAUAGAGGGAAGCCAGCCGAGGGACAGAGAGAGAGAGAAUGUGACAGAUAACACAGAGGAGAGUGACAGAGAGGAAGAGGGAGGGAGCGAUUACUAUGCCCGCUCUGAGAGUGAAGGAGGAAGUGAGACAGGGUGGGAGCAAGACAGGGACAGAAUGCUGUCAGGAGAGGACGGUUUUAUUACUGUGUCCAGCGGCGGAGACGGGGAGGAUGAGAGGGAGGACGAGGAGUUCGAGGACUGUAGGGAAUUCUGGGAGGUUGGCGCCAACUAUGAUGACAAUCCAUCAGCGGGCUUCGAGAGGUAUGAGGGAGAGGAGGAAAGGCAAGGGGAAUGGGGAGAAGGGAGUGAAGGUAGUGUUGAGGAAGGGGGAGAAAACGGAGUAGGGCAGGAGAAGGAAAUGCACCCAAAGUAUGUUUUCUGUGUGAUUGGGCAAACGCUGCCCCGGUCAAAACCCAAUAAGAUGUCAGAAAUGGAUCAGCUGGGCAGAGCGGGAAACAUCGACCAGGAUUCAGGAAAUAGUCAAUAUGGCAACGAUGACAUCACUCGGCAACCCAAGAAUGACCUGCAUCUUGUUCAUAGCAGAGAUGCUGAUUACCCCAUGAACAACAACAACAAAGAGACAGAGAGGGACAAGUAUAAUAUGACAAAAGAGGAAAGACCCAACACUGAUGAGACAUCUAGAGUGGAUAUCAGAUACAGGGUAUCCCCAGAAUUUGAUGAUGGAGACACUGGCGAUGGAGUGAAGAGCGACGUGGAGCACCCAUACGCCAAGAUAGGGCCGCUGGGAAGAGACUCACAGACUGAAAAACUCCUCAAAGAGUGGAGGGAAAGAAAUGAAGAACAGACAGGAAAGGAGAGUGAACAACUUCCACCAAGCCCCAUUAAUCCCUAUGGUGAGGUUAGUUCUCAUGAGAUUUUUGUGCCAAUUCAACCCGCCUUGGAUGGGAUUAAUUCUGCAACAAUAAGUCCUGAGGAGGAGGAGGCCCUCCAGAUCCGUAUGAGCGGGGCAUGGAGCAUGUCGGAGGAGGCUAAGCGACACUCCCAGGCUCCCCACCUUAAAUGGGCCAAAAAUGUAGUGCGAGAGAUCCUGGGACCCUCUGAGGAGCAGGCCAUUGAUGACCCUAAUUCAGCACAACAGGGAGGCCAGGAGGUCAGCCAGUCCGACAGAGGCAGCGAGAGACAGGAGCAAGUGGAGGAGAUGACAGAGGGCGUUGGAGAGAUGCCUAUUUAUGCCAAAGUGCAAAAGUUGAAAGUGGAAGAGCAAUUCUCAGAGCCGGAGUUGGAUGAGGGACAGGCGGAGCCACUGGAGUUGGAGGAAAUGAGAGGUAUGGGGCAGACUUCUGCAGACAUGCAUACUGAGCAGUUUGCAGCUAUGCAUGGUGACACAUCUACAUACACUCAUACUGACACACUGUUAGACACUGGAGGGAAGGAAGCUCAUAGUCCUCCCAUGGACAAAACCACCACACUCUGUGGUGACCUCCAGGUAGAAAUGGCAACAAAAGAUGUGGUGGUGAGAGACGUUAGUGAGGCGGCAGCUGAUGAGGUUAAGAUAAUAGGAACAGAAGAAGAAAUGAGCAGAGAGAAGGAAGUGGAGAUGUAUCUGUCUGUGAGUAACACACUUUAUAAACCUAGCAGCUGCCCUAUUCUCAAUUAUCAACCUGAGUCUAACCUCCCUGACCCUUCUGUAGAGCAAAAGGGUCAGGGGGAGGAAGACAGAACGGGUGGAAGUGAAGAAGAGGGGCAGGGAGAGGAGUCAGAGGAGAAGGACACUGGGGAGGAGGAGGUGGGAAGGACGAGUGGGGGAGAAGGAACAGAGGAGGAGGUCAGAGGGGGUGACGAGGAGGCAGAGAGAAUGACAGGUGGCGGGUUGGUGAAGAGCAGCGUCAGUUUCCGAGAUUUGGGUCCCGAGGCUCGCAUCAGACGAAGGGGAAUCCGCAAAACAACCGAAAGAAGAAAAGAAGAGCUUGUAGAGGAGGAAGAAGAGGAAGGUGUUGGAAGGGAUCGCAGAACAAGAAUAUUCUCCACACCAGAUGAUGACGAUGCUCGGAGUGAAAGCUGGGGAGAAGUGGAGCUGAGGAAUGUUUUGGACACAAUUGGGAGAAGGAAAAGGAACUCGAAAUUUUUUAAUGCCGCACAGCUAUACCAGCAGUACAGUGAGGCAGCCCAAAACAUUGAGAUCCUGCGCCAGUCCCGCUCCGAUGUCCUGUCUACGUGUGAGGAUCACAGCGUCCACCUCGUCGCCCCACUCCCCUCUUCCUCUCCCUCUUCCUCCCCAGCUCCUUCACCCCCCCCUGCCCGCAGACCACUCCCUCCCCUGCCACCCGUCCCCCACCCCCACUCCUUGUCACAUUCAGGCUCUAUCUCCAGUACCACUGGCAGUACCAAGAGUUUGCCCGUCCCUGAGCGCCCAAAGAUUGAAGGCAGGCCUUCCUCCCCACGUCUGUCCAUCUCUCUCACCCAGUCGGCUACGUUGUGGCGGGAGUUGCCUGCAGUCAGGAACAGUGGUGGGCUGGAAGACCUCACAGAGGACCAGAGGCGCCUACAAGAGGUGAGGUUUGAGGUGGUGACCUCAGAAGCCUCCUACUGCAGGAGUUUAGACAUCGUGGUGGAACAUUUUGUCAAGUCCAAACAGCUGGGGGUGCUGUUGACCACCCAGGACAGGAACUGGCUGUUUUCCCGGCUGGCUGAUGUUCGUGCCAUCAGUCACAGCUUCCUCUCAAAACUGGAGGAGCGGGUGGAAAAUGACAUCAUGCACUUUACGGUGUGUGAUAUCAUCGCUCGUCAUUGUCAGCGCUUCAAAAUGGUUUAUGUGCCCUAUCUCACCAACCAGUCAUACCAGGAUGCCACCUAUCAGAGACUGAUGAAUGAAAAUGCAGGCUUCAAGAGAAUAGUGGAGAAAUUAGAAAGGAGUCCUGUUUGCCAAAGACUUCCUCUUCGCUCCUUCCUUGUGCUCCCCUUCCAGAGGAUCACACGAAUUAAGCUGCUGGUCCAGAACAUAGUGAAGAGAACGGCUCCAGAUACUGAGGAGGUGAUACAGGCCAUCAAAGCUUUGAAACUACUGGAGAAACUAAUACAAGAAAGCAAUGACAGCAUUACUCAGAUGAAGAGCAUCGAGUCACUGGUCUCUCUUAGUGCGAAGGUGGACUUUGAGUGCAGGACUCUUCCUCUGAUCAGUCAGUCACGGCGGCUGCUGCGGGAAGGGCUGGUCACUGAACUGAUGGAUUUCUCUCUGAAGGAAACAGAGAGGAAUGUUUACUUGCACCUGUUUAACGACUACUUGCUGCUUUCACUACACAAAGAAGGGGGAAGGUUCACAGUGAUAGAUCAUGCCCCCGUGUCAGAUCUGCGUGCAGAGAACUGCCGUGUCAAACUUCACUCCCUGCAGAAGAACCUGUUUCGCCUCCACCUCUCACACAAAGCCCUGCUGCUGAGAACGGACAACCAGAGUGAUAAGCUGCGCUGGAUAUCAGCUGUUUCCCGGCCUCAUCCUGAAAUAGAUUUUUCUGCUGCUCAAGAUUUUACCCAAAUGCAGUGUAUUAGGGCCUUUGUUGCUCAGCAACCGGAUGAGCUGUCCUUAGAAAAAGCUGAUAUCAUACUGGUGCACCAACAAAGCAGUGACGGUUGGGUGGAGGGCACCAGACUGUCUGACCGACAUCGUGGCUGGAUGCCCGAGUCCCAUUUGGAGACCAUUACCAACCCCAGAGUCCAACAGCGCAACCUGUCAGAUGCCCUCAAACUUACAACAGUCACAGCUGCAGUUUGAGAGAGUGAGAGAGAGAGAGAGAGUCAGUCAGGAUCUGAACAGAGGGACAUCUCAGAUGCGCAGAGCAGGAUGAGAGUCACAGCUGUAUGCCUCAAGUUCCUGGAGGCUGGACCGUGGUUGGUGAUAUACUCCAGCGUUGGAUUUCCAUCUCCAAACUGUUUUGAAAAGCGUGCAACAGCUGUUGUGCUGUAUUGAUACACGUGAAAGUAGCAUUUGGUCUUGUUUGUUUCACUUUGUGGGCUAUUUACCCAGUAGGAAGCAAUGUCCGAGGACAAUGAACAAACUGUCAUAGAGGCCUGCCUGAAAGGAACUUGAUACUGUCUUGGGAAUGUGAGAAGCAUGGGACACAAAGAUGCAUUCUCUACAAUAACUGUAUAUGCAUUACAGACAGCCCAUCACACGUACUGAUAUACCAAUGGAGUGUUGUUUUGGAAAAAAAAAAAUGCUUUAAAGGGAGAUUGCUGUUUGCAAGAAAUGUCACUUUUAGAUAAAGUACCAUUCCUGUAUAUUGAAUUCAGUGGUUUACGGUGCAUGCCUGUUGAUGACUAUGCUCCUCUAUGCAGGAGACCAGACAGAAAACAUGCAAAAAUAUCCCACCUUUUAAAGAGUUAAGUGCAAUGUCAAUAUGUGCAGAACACUGUACGUUAUAAUGAAUACAAUGAGAAUAUUUCAUGAAAUUAAAAUUUGU